AUGAAAAGGGGGCAGCUGGACGUCGGUGCGGCUAAUCUCGCAUCUCCAAGCGAAUCCAAGCCACGCCCCUUCUCCUCCACUCUUCAGGCCGAGCCACACGGUGUGCCUUUUUCUGUCAUUUUAACAUUGUCCUUUUUUUCCAUCAGUAUUAAUUAGUUUUAUCUUCCAGCUCAUAUCAACUAUAUCACUCUAAACACGUAAUAGUUCAAUGUGUUAUUUUAAAGCCAGUUUUUUGCAGUAAAAUUCUUCGUCACUUGCAGUCUUCCUAAUUUUCCUGUCAAUUUCUAAUAACUUUUUUUGUUAGAAACUACUCUUGAGAUUUUUAUUGUCUUUUGAAACAGUUACCAUUUCGACUUGGCUUCUGUGUACUGUCCUUUUUCAGCGAACUUCUACAUCAUGAUGAGAUGACAAAAGGAAAACGAACAAUGCUCAUUUUUUUCUUCGCGCUAGUCCUAGUGGCGGAAGUCUGGUCACAAGGACAGUACGAUGGUCCAGUUGGCGGACUGUGUAGUCCUUGUUCAGUCCCGUCUCGUUCACACAUCAUCUGGCUGCCAGCCAGCCGUCCUCCUUGUUUUCACCCAGGACUGCCCCUUCUCCGAUGGCCUACGUCGGAAAGUUGUCCGCAGCCACGCCGAGUUACUUCUCGAGCCGUGUCGGUCACCGAAGAUGGUCUUGUCUUGGCUAAAGAGAAGGUUUUUACUUUAUAUAACUUUCCUAUAUUGAAGUUAUUUGUGCACAACAUGGUCAUAAAAAGUUUCGUUUUCAGAUUUGCUUCUUCGAAGGUCCUGUGACUAUAGCAUAUCUGUACGAAUGUGAAGACCACCUUCUGAAUUCUUCUUUUCGACUAGCUCAUCCAGUUUUCUCAAGAAGAACUCGCGUUAAACGAUGGGCACGACGAAGAAAUCCAGACGCCAACAUUAUCCAUUUUCAACAAGAAAAGUAGUUAAUUUUCGAACCAAUAAACUCUUUUAUCUUUACCAAAAGAGUGAAUUCAAUCAAUUAACUGGCAGAUAUGUUCGAGAACUGAGGGAAGAUGCCGAACUGGACACUUUGGUGGUUUCUGUGAAGGCGUUGCACGCCUCGGAGCAGCCGGUGUACUAUUCGAUGGUGGCUCCACAGGACUCGCGCUCACAAAACCUCUUCACACUCGACACGGUAGAAAAACAGCUGGAAUUUGUGGAAAGAGAAGCUUCAGAUGAGCGGCGAAAUCCGAUUGGCCAAGAGCUUGGACAGGGAGGUUCUGGACAAGCACGUGCUGAAGGUGACCGCCUACGAAAGACUGGAUCCGACGAUUUCGGCGAGUUCCACGGUGGUCGUUCAUGUCAUCGACGUGCAGGACAACGCUCCUCUCUUCGAGAAAGACUCCUAUUUUGGGGAAAUUCGUGAGGAUGCUCCGGUGGGUAUCUUUAUGCUUUUUUCCCCCUAAAGUUUCCAUUAUUUGAAUCGGUAAGUUCCUUUAAUAAGUUUUUAUUAGGAUAAAUUUUUUUAAAUUUUCCCUAUCCUGGUGACUGAUAUGCUUUUUUUAUACCAUCAAUUUUUGAUUCAUUUCUUCUUCUUCUUCUUCUUGUUCCCUUUAGCUUAAAACUUCAAAAUUAAUGAGACUAAAAAAACCGUUAUGUUCCCCAAUCUUUUUAAAGGACUUAAUUUUUUCAGUUUGUUCGAGCUCUUUUUACUCCACUUCCCAAUUUUUUUUUGUUAAUGAUCCGAAUUAAAUCACUUUUCUUUUGCAACAUCGAGAUGGUAUGACGAUGCUGCAGGGGAGGGGAAAUUUUCAUAGAAAAAAACGUAGCCAAUGCAUAUUCUCAAGAAGUUUUCUUUACUGAAAAAAACAUGCUUCUCGCUUUCUUUUUCUUUUUUUGACGUACCCUCGAGUCUUUUUGGAGCAAGCGAGUCCGAAAAGGGAAGAAGAAUUGUCUCAUUGUGUGGUGCAUAUGCCUUCCACACAUCGAUCGCGCGACGCGCAGGUGAACCUUAAUUACGAGCAUCCUCGUCCCCCAAGCUGGUCCAGCAGCCUUGAUCAAGAGCAGGCUAUCGGCUUUUAGGUCCCAUCGUGAGAAGAAAUUUUGCCGACACAUUGAUCACUGUAGAAAGAUUUUAGUUGGGUGAAGAUCCUCAUAAAUGCUUUUGCAAUUCUGAAAUAAAAAAUAGGUCUUAUAUACAAAAAAAAAGCAACGGGAGAUUUUCUCAAGUUCAGUCUUGUAAAAUUUUUGAACAGUUCUCCGUAUCGCGUUUCCGGGAGAAUCCAUCAUAGUUAUUUUGGCCGAGAUAAUUAUUUCCUCGCUAAUUAUCGCAUAUUCCGUUGAGGUCAAUGACGCAGAAUUGUUUGAAAUUUUCUCGAUCGAAUGAUUUUUGUGUUUCGCUGAAAACGCUUCCGAUUUCAGUAAUUUAUACAAAAAAAAGCGGUUCGAAAAUGAUAGGUGAUAGAUUUAUAAUUCCCUCAAGGUUGAAAAAGAUCGAGAAUCCUUCUAAUUAAAAAAUGACUAUUUUGAAAAACGUUCUUUUUAGAUUUUUUUACUAUCAAUUUUAUGAAGUUCUCAUUCAAUUCCUUUUUUUUGUGCAAAUGUCGCAAAUAAUAGUUCAUUUAACGGCUGUUGUUAUGAUUUUAUGUUGAGCUGAAACUCGUGGAGAUAAAAAUACUCAUUAAGAGUGGCUACUUAGUAAAUCCAGGAUCACUUUGCUCUUCAGCUAUAGCUCGCCGUGAAAGUUCUGCGCAAACGAUGCGGCGAUACUUGCAUAUGUAAUUAGACGCGCUUCCCGCACUUUGGCAACACAGACGAGUAUUGUCGCGGCAGUUAAUCGAAUGCCGCGGCGGCCAAGGAAACGGCGAAUCAUAUUUUCGUGCGGCAAAACCCUAAUCCAAUCGUACCGCGAGAUUGGCGUGUGGGAUUGUUGUCGGCGCUUCCAUUAAUUACCCAAAUCGAGCAGAUUUGCUGGAUUUAUAGAGAGGCUGUUUGCACAUGUAGUUAUUGAAUUUGUUCGAAACUGGUUGACACAAAGCAACUUGAAAAGUGAUUGAAGAUCGGGACGACGGUGCUGUCGGUAUUUGCGAGGGAUCUGGAUGCUGGUGACAACGGCGAGGUACAAUAUUCCUUGGCAGAAGGCGACGGUCGCAACCUUCUGUCCAUCAAUGCCAAAUCCGGAGUUAUUCAGACGGCCGCACCUCUGGAUCGUGAAACCCUUUCUCUCAUCAGGUAAAACUUGAAGAAGACACAAAGGUAGUUAAGUUUGGUCAGAUUGGACGUGAUAGCAGCCGAUAAAGGCCUUCCGAAGCGGGAAACGACGGCACUCGUCGAAAUCUCCAUCUUGGACGUCAACGACAACGCACCGGUUUUCGAACAAGACUCCUACAACGUCACCAUCAACGAAAAUAUAACGUUGCCUGCGGUCAUUGCUAAAGUGAAAGCCGUUGACAAUGAUUUCGGAGAGAACGGUUCAGCAUCAAAUGCAGUCGUUUGAUAGUUGAGAAUAUUUCAGGAAAAGUGCACUAUAGUGUAGCGGUUCAGUCGGGAGUCUCCGUCAACAUCGACUACACGAGUGGUGACGUCACUCUCCGCGAGCGGAUCGACGCCAAGAAUUCUCCGUUGACCGUCGUCGUCAGAGCCAAAGACGGAGCCCAGCCUGCUCUUUCCAGCACCGUCGCCCUCACGAUCAACGUCGAAGACAUCAAUGACCAUGUGAGCUUUCGGAAGAGAGUUUCUCAGAAUAGAUAGUGAUGUUUUUCAGGCUCCAACUUUCAUCGCCGCUCAGAAAUCGAUAGUGAUCGACGAGGAUGAACCAGUUGGCGAGGAAAUUGGCCGCGUUUACGCCAUCGACCAAGACUCAGGCUCCAAUUCCAGAAUACAGUAAGGAGAUUUUCUAUUUAUUUUGAAUUUUUCACUUUGUCUAGAUAUUCUCUGAAUGGCACAGAAGAUUUUUUAAUUGACAUGGCCAGUGGCGUAAUUCGCACGGCGAAGUCAUUGGACCGAGAAGUGCAGGGGAAGUAUAAGCUGAAGGUCAGUUUCAGUUUUUCGUCUUAAACAAAGCCAAGAAAAAGUAUAGAUUGUGGCGUCGGACAUGGGAGUUCCGCCAUUGAGUGCCUUCACAGACAUUGACGUCAUCUUGAAAGACGUCAACGACAACGCUCCCAAGUUCUCCCAGGCUGAGUACAACGUCACCAUAUCCGAAGAAACUCCACCGGGAAGCCAAGUUUUCACGAAUUUUCAGAUCUGUGUUUAUUUGGGAUUUCAGAUCCUCGUUCUCAAAGCGGUGGACCGCGAUGAAGAACAGAAAAUAUUCUACCGGAUAGAAUCGACCGAAAGAAAAAACGUCUUCAACAUCCUGGACGUCGGCGAACAAGGCGCUAUUUUGAGCGUUUCUGGAGACUUGCAAGGCGUCGACCACCACAUCCGAAUCGAAAUCUCGGCCACAGACCAGGUAGGAGAAGCGUCCUCGGAAGGAUCUGUUGACGAAAAGUCUCAGGGAGGUCUACAAGGCCGAUGCGUGGUCAACGUUUUUGUCGAAGACGUCAACGCGCCGCCUUUCUUCAUGGAUCAUCCUUUCUCCAUCCGGAUUCCCGAACACUCGCCCAUCGGAUUCCCCGUCGUCUCAUUCAAGGUCCACAUGACGUCUCUUUUGUACUAGUUCGCAAAAGAAAGUUGCAAUUCUUAUUGAAAGCAAAACGAGACAAUGAAAUUCAAGGUAAAAUAUAGAAAAUCACUCAAAAGUCCGUAAUUGCACGAUUACUAUGGAAAAACGUAGCUGUCAUGAGCAGUUUUUCCCCUGAAUAAUCAUUCGAAAAACUGUCAAUUUGUAAACUGUACCUAUGUUACUUAUAAUUUGUUUUCCCUUAGCAUUCAAUUUCCAAAAUUUGAUAAGUUUCUACUUUUUAUGAACAGACUUUUAUGAAAUCAAAAUUGAUGGUUCUCAUUGCGCUUGUUUUUAUAAAUUCAAUGCCAAAUGAGGAAGAACAUAUUUUCACAAAUAGCACUGAACAUGCUCUCAAUAAGAAUUUAUAGGCCGAAGACAGAGACCGUGGUUCCAACGCUCACGUGAAAUAUUCCAUUGAGUCUGAAUACUUCAAAAUCAACGAAGUGAGUGGAGAGCUGACGGUCGGCGCAGACCUCGACAGAGAGGAGAAGGCGUCGUUGAACGUCGUCGUGACGGCUUCUGACUCGGCGACGACGCCGUUGAACGUCUCGACGACAAUUGAAGUGAUCUUGGACGACGGUGAGCCCAUUUUCCAUCAGUCAGUGUGCUCGGCAAAGGUGCCAGCCGGGAAAAAAACGGCGCUGUUUUGCUCAUUUCUCGCCGGCACGUUGGCGCUAAUUUCCGUAAAUAAUCGCGCGGCUUGAACAGCUGGCUGCUGCGGACGCCCUGUAUGUCGAAAGCCUUUUGAAAUGGCGGGCAACAGAAACAAAAUUGCCGCUUCCUGGCAGAAGACGUGAUUAGCAUUCGACGACGUCUCGCAUAAUAAUCACUCACUCAACCGCCGCCUUUUUAAGACAAUUGAGAACGAGCGUUCGCUUUCUUUUACAUGGAAAGAAGUCAAAAGAAGACCUUGAAAUGAGGUAAACACACCUUUCAGUCAACGAUAACCCACCGAAGUUCACAUCGCCACAUUAUGCAGCUUCGAUUUCUGAGGACAUACCUGUUGGAACGUCUUUCAUGCAGGUUACUAACAUUUUCUCGUAUAGUUGGAAAAAAGUUUUUUUUGGAAAUUUCUGUGCGAAAUCUUAUAGAAAUAUUAUCGCUUGCAGCAACGAUUGAGAUAUCAAAAACCAAAAAUUUUGAAUUUUUCUUUGAAAGUUUCCUUCGAAUGAAAAAUUUAACUUUCGGCUCUCAAUUUUCCAAUGCACAUUAGCUGGAGUUCCCAAUCGUCAAGUUUGCUUAGAACUUUCCGAAAACCAAUUUGAAAAAGCUUUGGAUGGAAGGAAUUCAUUUUAAAGAAGCGAUUGUAUUUGAAGGUGUCUGCGAUCGACAUCGACGUAGGAGCCAACGGAAUUGUCGACUACUACCUGAAUGACUCUACAAGUGCGCCAGGCAUCGAUUUGUUCCGGCUUGACCGCACCUCGGGCACCUUGAGAGUCAAUUCGAAACUCGACCGAGAAACCAAUCCGACGUGAGUUUGUCUAAAAGUCGAGCAGAGUUCCAAAACGAAAUGAAGCUUGCAAUUAGACAUGGCCGAUUGCGCCAUCGAGACCAAACACCUGGCGCGGAUUCGACGUCCAAAUGACCCUACGUGACCCUGGAUUUCUUUUUUUGACCCACUAGACACAAUUCCCAAUCUGUUCCUAUUUCUCCAUGCAAAUGGUCUCGCAGACUCAUGAAAACCUGAUUAGCGUGAGAGAUUUUGAGAAAACAGUGGAAAUAUGCUUAUGGGAAAAACGAAGAGGCCAAAACAACUUUCAGGAUUAUUCUGCCCAUCUUCGCCAGAGAUCGAGGCAAUCCGCCACUUUCUUCGUCUUCUCUCAUCACCUUGACGCUGACUGAUGUCAACGACAAUCCGCCCGUCUUCGAACAAUCUUCUUACGACCUCUACAUCACUGAAAACUCGCCCGUCGGCACUACAGUUGGUCAGUUAUUUGCCUACUUCGGUAUAAAUUGAGAUUCAUAAAUGAGAGAAAAAACUGAAACAGUUGAAUAAACUCAUUUAGAUUCUCAUCAUGUUUCGAAUGAAAAAAAACUCUUAACUUAACAUAAUUUUAGAGGAGGAUAAAUAAAAAGAGGUAAAAACUGAAAUUCCCGACUAUAAAAAUAGUUUAACUGUUACGUUCAUGAUUUUCCGAAUUUCAAGGUUAACUAAAUUCUUUAAGGAACAAUUGUUGCUCGAGAUCCUGACGAAGGGUCAAACUCUGACAUAUCGUUCAGGAUUUUUGGUGGAGCAGAUGCAAAACUUUUUGAUAUUGAAGGUUAGAAAAAAGAAUAGAAUAUUACCUGAAAAAGAAAAAAAUUGCAGUUGAUUCUGAACAGAAAGGAGUCGUGCGGGUUUUGAGUAGAGCCGAGUUUGACUACGAAGCCAAAGCGAACAAGUUCUUCUUGGAAAUUCAAGCGAGCAGGUUGGUGAGGGAAUCUUGGGCGAUGGUUUAUCUUCUGUGCUGCAGUGAGCAGCUCAGUUCUACUGUGCCCGUACGGAUCCACGUUUCGGACGUCAACGACAACAAACCGACGCUGAAGGACUUCGUCGUCCUCGUCAACAGAUUCCACGACGCCGUCUCCUAUCCCAAACAGAUUGCCUACAUUCCCGCUUUGUCAGCUUUUCCUAUUGUCUGGACUUGAAUUGAGAAUAUGUUCAGUUAUGCGCUAAGUGGAAGAGAGCUGGUUAUAUUGAAAAGCUGGGAAAUGUUUUUUAGUUUGUGUGCUCUAGCUUGGCUCAUACAGAAAAACCGCAGUUUAGCAAGGAAACUCGUUUGAAUUUGCACCGUGGAAGUUUUCUCACUUCCUGCCUAUUAUAGCCUGGAAAAUAGUUUUUGGAAGUUUAAAACUCUGUGUUAUUUACACUUAUUCAACAUGAUGCAGAAAAUAGGAUUUUAUUCAGUGAUCCUGAUCAAAAUGCGACGCUCGAAUUCUUCCUCGAACAGAAUGAACUACUGGAAACAGACAAGUACACUGGAAAGUUGACGCUGAAAAACGAGUGGAAACGCAAUAUCGACACUUCGCUCAAAGCCUGCGUUUCUGGUUGGUUUCAAUGAAACGAUUCUUUGGUUUUUUGUAGCCUGAAAAAAUUGAACCAUCGUUCCUCCUUUCAUAAUUACUUUUUGCAGAUGGAGCAAACACAGAAUGUUCAAAAUGCCGGUUUAUCCACGUGGUCGUCGAAGAGGAAUGGCUUCGGGAAAGCCUAACUCUGGCCAUUUCUGGAAUAACUAUCGAUGAUUUCUGGGAUCCCGACUCUUUCCAAAGAUUAAGGUACAUUCUUCUCAUCAACUUUUUCAACACGAAAAAUUUGAAAAAAAAGAGACCACGUUUUGAGUGAAAUUCCGAAAAUGGAAGUUUUUUUUUCUGUUCAUAGCGACCCCUUCGCAGCCGUUUGAGCCAUUCGCGAAAAACCAUUUCAACUCGUUCCGAAUCAGCUAUAAGAGGAUAUUUCCAAGUUCAUUUUGUAGGGACGCGAUCUCGACCCUGAGCAAUUGGAAGUCUUCUGACGUCCAUGUGAUAAGCGCAUCACGUCAUUCAGAAGACGUCGUCCACGCGAGUAUCGUCGUCGUCGAGCGCGGCAGGCCUGUGCGGUAAGACUCCAAAGAAAGAAGCUAGUUGGGCGGCAGAUCUCGAGUGUUUUCUCACGUUGACGUCGUUUGGCGGCUUUUUAAUUAAAUGAGGGAAGCACUCGAACACGCGUGUUAAAUCAAGAGCUUGUACACGACCAGAAAUUUUAAUUCUGGGUCCGGAACCUUUGUUCAUCGGGAAUACAGAGCAAAAAGAAGGAGUAACUAUUUUUGGCUUUUCAACCAACUUCAAUUUUCCAGGAUUAGAAAACAGUUUUCGAAAUGUUUUUUCUAUCAAAUCUGACUCAGAAAGAAAAUUAUCAUAUGCAAAAGAAUAUGAUAUAUUUCAUGUCUUAGAGCCUAAUCUCUGAAAAAAAAAAACGACUAUGUUUAGGCAGAGUUCUGGAAAAAAAUUGCUGAUUCUAUUAUUAAUUGAAUGUUUUUGCUAAAAAAAGUAAUUUUUCAUAAUAAUGCUAUGUGUGAGAGAAUGAUUCGAUUUUCAGAAAUUCCGCCGAAAACCGUAACUGACAUUCAAAAAAUCGAGGACUUUCAGAGGUUGGCGGAUGGUGGAGCUGAUAAAGGAGUCGCUGAAAAAGUUGGCGCGCAUGACGUUGCUGACGAUGGAGGUGGUGCGGGACGAGUCGUGCUCCAAAGAGCCUUGUUCUCACUUCCACAAGUGCCGCCAGACGCUCAAGUUCAUCGGGGACAUGCAGGUUGGUGCGAUGCGAAGCGACUGGCACCGAAGCCGCCAAAUGCGUUUUGACAUCGAAUGAGAGCUUCCAUCUGAGGCCUUUAUGCUCGCUCCGAAAAUUUGUACUAGAUCCAUCAACGGUUUUACGAUGCUUUUUCAACAAAGACACUGGUUCCUCAAUAUUCAACAAACAAAAUGUAACGUCGAAUAGUCUUAAUUAGAGUUGUCCACUUCGUUGAAGAUGCUAUGAAAAAUUCACUAUGCAACUCAAUUACCGCGUCUCGUCUAAGUAAUUACGAUCGAAGCCGUUCCAAUACUUGUUCACCUAUUCAUGAAAUUAGUUAAAAAUGGAAAAUAAAAUUUUCCUUGUUUCGACUUAAAAUCUAUGGGAUCGAAAUAAUUUCAAUUUAAAUAAAGACCGUAGGAUCCUGAGUAUGACUUAAAUUUUGUUCAGAACUUGACUGACCUGACUGGAAACUUUUAAUAUAUCUGAGGUUUGAUAGAGUUCCAGCAUCGGAAAUAGUAGGGGGCCGAAGAGAAUGGAGAUUGAGUUAUUUAUUUGUUGUUGAAACCAAAUCCUUGAAAAUCGAAGAAAUAGAAAAAUUCUCAAUUCGUUUGAGAGAACCUCCAUCUGAUUAUUAUUUGAAUUGAAAAAGAAACUGACUCAGUUUGAAAAUGUAAUUUGACCUUUUUAGACACAUGAAACGGACAACUUCAUAGCACGAACGCUCAAGACUGUCGACACGUUUGUUUGCGAAUGUCCUCCAGGAUUCACCAGUCCGUAAUUUCAUACCAAAACAUCAGACAUGCAAACAAGUCCUGGAAUAAUUGUAAAAAGAAAGAUUUUCAGGCUCCGACGGACGAGGACUGUGCGACGUGCGUCUGGACGAGUGCUACCAGGCCAAAUGCGCCAACAACGGGACUUGCGUGCCUCUGGAGGACGGCUACCGUUGCUCGUGUGCCGCCGGCUGGCUGGGUCCGUUCCUUCCCCAUUUGGGUGUUCCUUUACACGACGCUCCGGUGUCGGCGUGUUUGUCCUGGGCAGAUGGCCAAUUUCGCCUCGUCCAGCCUCAUUUCGCAACUAAAAAUGAACUCGGGGGCCGCAUUCGUAAAUUGCCUUUUUUCCAAGAUGAGAUGAGACGUCAAAAAUUGAAAUGAAGUGGAGUAGCCAAGGGAAUAAAAAUUUAUGUAGCUUGAAAAAUCUUUACGUUUGACAGAGUUUUUGUUUAUAUAUUCAACGCAAAAAAAAAAAUUGUGGUGCCAGUUCUAGUGUAAGAGUUGAAAAAGUGAGGACUUUAAUAUAAUAUUAUUUAUUUACAGGCAGGACAAAAUAACAUGUACAGAAAAAAAAAAAAAGAAAAAUUUGGCAUUAAGCCUGAAAUAAAUAAAUAAAAGGCACUUGAGGCCCUCACGAGCCUCUGA
This is a messenger RNA of Caenorhabditis auriculariae, 10290 nucleotides long. The record is from the annotation of a GenBank genome assembly. NCBI's taxonomy places the organism in Eukaryota, Metazoa, Nematoda, Chromadorea, Rhabditida, Rhabditidae.